Anguilla anguilla (European eel) is the source of this 4318-nucleotide messenger RNA. It is a transcript of the gene ntng1a, whose product is annotated as netrin g1a. Gene Ontology annotation, molecular function: cell-cell adhesion mediator activity. The record is from RefSeq and is a predicted model, not a curated record. NCBI's taxonomy places the organism in Eukaryota, Metazoa, Chordata, Actinopteri, Anguilliformes, Anguillidae. The coding region runs from base 1483 to 3126 and encodes 547 amino acids. The transcript is spliced from 8 exons.
UAGCUUUAGGACCCUGCGGAUCGCGCAAGUAUUGUGGCAGAAGACUGCUUCCAAUCCCUAUAUUAGCUCGCAUUUGGAGAAGAUUGCUUAUCUCCCAUACAUCUCUCCUUACAGUGUUAGGUGUUGGCAACGGAAACCCUAAUUUCCUCUGCUAUGUCCUUUGUCCUCUAACUUCAUGUCCCACUGAGAUAGCCAACAGAGCGGUGUGAACAGAGAGGAUGCUCUAAAGAAUUAGGUCUGGACGAAUCUAUGUGCUGUGUGUUUCAUCCAAUGGACUCUCCAAAUGUGUAUCUGUCAACACAUCUACAUUGCACACUAACACCUCGCACAGAGUAGAGGAAUGCGUGGAGGAAGCGCGCUGAGUAAACUGUAGAAGAUAUUCUAGGCACAAGGGCUAAUUGGCGCGAUUCUUGUCCCAACUGAGUGUCUGAAACGAGUUCUUAAAGACUCGCGGGGAAAAACAUUUCCGCUAUCAGGAGUUUAUUCUCUUGCUUGUGGAUAUGGGGAGUGACACAAUGAAGAUUGCUUGAGAAGUGGGAACCACGCCACGAUUUAAAGUUUUGCAAGAGGCUUUUGGGGAAAACUACACAAUACUGGCGGUAUGUUGGAGAGGCAAGCAGCGGAUUUUUGAACAACAUUGUAGCUACGGAACGCACUGCCGAAAUUCUAUAUUCCCAUGUCAUCGCGCUGACCCUGCUCCCCGGACAGUGAUAAGUCAUUUAUUUUGAAGUGGUUGAAAUCUCCUCCCCGAUCCCGAUUGCAAGCUAUAUGAAGGUGGCACCGUGAUUCAACGAAGAUUGACGUGUGUUAGGAAACGGCUUAAAUCAGUUUAUUUAGUCAGCUCAUUAAACUCGUGCAUCAUCAACUUUUUGCAUCACAUUUUCCCUGAACUCAUCACAUUGAGAUUUAACUCACGCAUCUUAAAGAGGAUUCAGUGGUCAUUUCGGAACUUGUUGAACACUCACAAAGACUGGACCAUCGUACCGCGAACACAGAGGGAAUCAUAAAAAAACUAGCACGGGUGCGAGGUGCAAAGCGAUGACUGACAGGAAGCAAACCUGAGACGGCUGUCACUCAUCGCCCCGGGCCAAGCAAGCGAAUCACCUGAGUGUCACGGACGGCAUUUAAUGACCUCGUGCUCUCCUUUACCCUCUCUCGUUAUCACCUCAACAGCCGGGGACCCCCCCCUCCCCCCCUGUUCCACCCCACUGACCUGUCAGCUGAGACACCGGAUCUAACCACAGAACUUGGGGAGACGAGACUUAGUGCAGAUUUAGGCAGAGCUAGCAGCCUCCCCCACCCCCACCCCCCAAAAGCAGCUAACACAAAGCUGGCAUGCCGGCACGGUUCCAAAGCUCUCCACUCAACAGAAGUUGGAUUAUUUUAUAAGAUUGCCCCGGCCACUCUCUCUCACUUUCAUUUGGGGAGCGGGGUAAAGUAUUCUAGAGAGGAAUUUAGAGAGGGCUCACAAAGGAAGCAGCGAUGCGUCUGCCCGUGCUGUUGACACUGCAGGCCGUGUGGGCCGGCCUGUGCCACGCCAUGCAGAAUUACCCCGCAGCCUGGGGACACUACGACGUCUGCAAGUCGCAGGUCUACACCGAGGAAGGCCUGACCUGGGAUUACAUGGCCUGCCAGCCAGAGGCAGCCGACAUGACCAAGUACCUGAAAGUGACACUCGACCCUCCCAACAUCACAUGUGGAGACCCGCCUGAGACAUACUGCGCCUUGGAAAAUCCGUACAUGUGCAAUAACGAGUGUGAUGCUAGCACCGAGGAGCUAGCACACCCCCCUGAACUGAUGUUCGACUUUGAAGGCCGAAAUCCAACAACAUUUUGGCAGUCCUCCUCUUGGAAAAAAUACCCAAAGCCCCUUCUGGUCAACAUCACCCUGUCCUGGAACAAAACUAUAGAGCUGACAGAUGACAUCGUAAUAACAUUUGAGUCCGGUCGCCCAGAGCAAAUGGUCCUGGAGAAGUCCCUGGACUACGGUCGAACUUGGCAGCCAUACCAGUUCUACGCCACAGACUGCUUGGAUGCCUUCAUCAUGGAGCCCAAGACAGUUCAGGAUCUUACUCAGCAGACCUUGCUGGACAUCAUCUGCACAGAGGACUACUCCCGGGGCUAUGUUUGGAAGUAUGACAAAACGGUCCGCUUUGAGAUCAAGGACAGGUUUGCCCUUUUCGCUGGGCCCCGGCUCCACAACAUGGCCUCGCUGUAUGGACAGCUGGACACCACAAAGAACUUGAGGGACUUCUUCACCAUUACAGACCUGAGAAUUAAACUCCUCAGGCCAGCCACGGGAGCCACCAUGGUGGAUGAGAACAACCUGUCCAGAUACUUCUACGCCAUAUCUGACAUCAAAGUGCAUGGAAGGUGCAAGUGCAACCUUCACGCCAACAGCUGUGUCUUUGACAAAGAGAAACUGACUUGCGAGUGCGAGCACAACACCACAGGCCCCGACUGCGGGAAAUGCAAGAAAAAUUACCAGGGCCGAGCAUGGAGUGCGGGCUCCUAUCUUCCGAUCCCGAAGGGAACAGCAAAUAUCUGUAUUCCCAAUAAUGUCGGUCCAGUUAAUUGCGAAUGCUCCGGCCACUCCACCCGGUGCAGCUACAUCGAGCUGCUAAACACGGUCAUUUGCAUCAGCUGUAAGCACAACACUAGAGGGCAGCACUGCCAGUUGUGCAAGCUGGGCUACUACAGAAACGUCUCAGCAGAGCUGGACGAUGAGAAUGUUUGCGUAGACUGUAAUUGUAAUCCCUUUGGCUCAGACAGUGAUCGCUGUAAUGGCACAGGAUUUUGUAAAUGUAAGGAGGGAACAACAGGGGCUAAGUGCCGUGACUGUCUUCCGGGAUAUUUGUGGGACAAUGGCUGCAAAUCCCAAGUGUGCAACAACGAGCUGAUGCGCUGUCAGAACGGCGGCGUGUGCCACAACAACGUGCGCUGCCAGUGCCCCGCGGCCUUCACCGGACUGCUGUGCGAGAAGCGUCGGUGCGAAGGCGAGGCCGGGGGCUGCGGGGGCCCCGACUCCGGCCAGGCCGCACUCCCCCUGCCCCCGGCCCCCCUGCUGCUGCUCCUGCCCCUCGCCCCCGCCCUCCUGAGGGAGGCCUGCUGGCCCGCGGCGCUCUGAAGCAGAGCGACAGAGAAAUAUAUCCAAAAAAAAAUCUACAAGCAUACAAGCAAUCCACCCAACCCAAGACACAGGCUGUCAAUAAGGAAUGUGCCAGAAUGAAAGCAAAACUAUAAUUUGAAGAAGAAGAAAAAAAUUAUAAUAAAGUAUUGAAAUCAAAAAUAAAUACAUUUAAAAACAGAAAAAAACAAAGAUAUAUUUAAUGAAAUAACUGAGCAUUUGCUUCAUAAAGCCGACAAAUGAACGGAGACCAGUGAACUAAGCCAUACUAGAUACCAUUCCCCAAGAGAGGAUCCAGAGAUGAAAGACUGUUUUUCCUCAACCUCGCCGCGGCAACAGCAGCUGAAACCACUCGAUGGCGAUCACAACAAUGUCAGAGCCACACUCUGGUGCUUUUGAGUAAUAUGUUGGCUGGGUUGCUUUGGGCUAAUCUGACGCGAAGCAAUGUAGGACUGUCCAGUUUGUGUGGACCGACACUGAAAUUAAACUCAAGCAUUCUUUGCUGUCAGUGCAUUGUGGAUAUAAGGAAAAUCACACCGACUGGCACGUUUGACCUGUGACCUGCAUUAGUCCCGCCCUCUACUCUCUCUGCCCCAGUUAUCCCUCCCUGCCCCCUCUUACCUGUGCUAUUGUGAAAGUUACUCCUGUAACCCUCGUUGGUUGAAAGAUUUUUUGUCCAAUGUUAGUGACGCACAUGUGUAAUAGCCCUGCCCCCGCCCCCCCCCACCACCACCCACCCAAAAAAGUAAAAAGAGCAACCCCGUGUCCUUCUUUUAUCUUAGAAGCACUGCAUCAAUAGAGAUCAUCGCAAAGAUGCUAGUGUCCACAUGAGCAGAAGUGCUUAGAAAAAAAAUCAGUGUAUUUAAUUUUUGUAUUUAAAGAACAAGUUAUUUUCUUGAUGAAGCAAAACCAUGUAAUGCAUAUACAUUUUUGUAUUAUUGCCGAUACAUGUUAAAAGGCAACUUGUUAAUAUAUUCAUUCAUUAUGAGAAGGAGAAAAAUAAGAAAUGGUUUACUUUUUAUUCCUAUUUGGUUGUGCAGAGCUUCCUCUGUAUUGGCAACGUGCUGGCAUCAAAGAAUAUAAGUUUACAUAUAUACUAAAGUGUAAUAAGAUUCCACCAAAGGACAUUUAAUUGUUUUCUUGUUGCUUUAACACUGGAAAAUUUAAGUGAAUAAAAUAUAUUGAGGAAAAA